This is a messenger RNA of Hibiscus syriacus, 558 nucleotides long. RefSeq names its product major pollen allergen Ole e 10-like. The coding region runs from base 1 to 558 and encodes 185 amino acids. The record is from RefSeq and is a predicted model, not a curated record. Lineage: Eukaryota; Viridiplantae; Streptophyta; Magnoliopsida; Malvales; Malvaceae. The transcript is spliced from 2 exons.
AUGAUAAUCGUUAUCAUCAUGAAUUCAAUGAACAAGGUUUCUUUUCUUCUCCUCACCAUCUUCGUAUUCCACCUCAUCUCCUCUAUUGUCGUUUUCGAAGCCAAUCAGAACGACUCUAAACCUAAUGCGGAGAAUGAUACCGAAGCCGAUGGCAAGGAGCCUAAACCUAAUACUGAGAAUGCUAUCGAAGCCGAUGGCAAGGAGUCUAAACCUAAUGCAGAGAAUGUCGUCGAAGACAAAAGCAAAGAGCCUAACCCUAAUACAAAGAAGUUUUGUGUGCCGAAAGAUCAAGCUUCCGAUGCUGAUUUGCAGAAAGCCUUAGAUUGGGAAUGUGGCCAAAGCAUUGAUAGCAAUCCAAUUAAGCCGAGUGGCCCUUAUGGUAACCCAUCCACUGUCAAAUCCCGUGCGAAAUUCGCCAUGAAUUCUUACUACCGGUCUAAAGAAGGAGGUCCUAGAGCUUGUGAUUUUAGUGGAACUGCUACUCUCGUUCCUGAGGAUCCAAACCGGGCAACUUCUUUCAUGAUUACUGCAACGUGUAAGAACAAGUUCAACACAUGA